This is a messenger RNA of Hemisphaericaspora subhashii, 1248 nucleotides long. RefSeq names its product peptidylprolyl isomerase. The transcript has a single exon. NCBI's taxonomy places the organism in Eukaryota, Fungi, Ascomycota, Pichiomycetes, Serinales, Debaryomycetaceae. Gene Ontology annotation, molecular function: peptidyl-prolyl cis-trans isomerase activity; macrolide binding. Bases 1 to 1248 code for a protein of 415 amino acids. Gene Ontology annotation, cellular component: nucleolus; chromatin. The record is from RefSeq and is a predicted model, not a curated record.
AUGGCCAAUUUACUCCCACUCUCAACUUAUAACUUAGCUUUAAAGCCAUUCCAACCAGCUCCAGCAAUUGAAGAUGAUUAUCCACUUACAAUUAGAAUAACUUUAGCUGCAGUUGAUCCUGAAGCUGUUGAUGAUAAAUCAGAACCAUCUACUUUAAGAAUCUUAAAGAAAUCUAAUCCAUUCGUUGAUCAUGAAGAUUACUACGAUGAUGAAGCUGAAGAAGAUGACGAAGCUGAAGAAGAAGACGAAUUAGACGAUGAAGAAGAAGAAAAAGAAGAAAAGCCAAAGAAGGCCGGUAAGAAAAAGACCGAUGAGGAAGAAGAAGAAGAAGACGAAGAAGAUGACGAAGACGAAGAUGAUGAAGAUGAAGAAGAUGAUGAUGUUGAAGAAUAUGUUCUCUGUACUUUAUCUCCAAAGGUCCAAUUCCAACAAACCAUUGACCUUACCAUCACCCCAGAUGAAGAUGUAUACUUUGUCGUUACUGGUUCUUACCCAAUUCAUUUAACUGGUAACUACGUCGAACACCCAGCUGAUGAAGAUUCUGACGAUGAAGACUACUUAGAUGAAGAUGAAUACGACUUGACCCCAGAUGAAGAUGAAAUAAUCCAUGGUCUUGACAUGGACGUCUACGAUGAAGAAUCUGACGAAGAAGAACAAUCUAAGAUUGAAGUUCUCGAAGAAGAAGAAAAGCCAUCAAAGAAGAGAGGUGCUGAAGAAGCUGAAUCUAAGAAAUCUAAGAAGGCUAAGAAGGAAGACAAGAAGUCUGUUCAAUUCACUAAAGAUUUAGAACAAGGACCAACUGGUUCUACUUUAGUUGAAAAGAAAGAAUCCAAGAAGGAUAAGAAAGAAGCUAAAAAGGACAAGAAGGAAGAAAAGAAGUCCGAAGAUAAGAAAGAAGAAACCAAGAAAUUCCCAACUAAGACCUUAUUAGGUGGUGUUGUUACUGAAGAUAGAAAAGUCGGUAAAGGACCAACUGCUAAAUCUGGUAACAAGGUUGGUAUUAGAUACAUUGGUAAAUUAAAGAAUGGUAAAGUCUUUGACAAGAACACUUCUGGUAAACCAUUUGUCUUUGGUUUAGGUAAAGGUGAAUGUAUCAAAGGUUUCGAUUUAGGGGUUGCUGGUAUGGCUGUUGGUGGUGAAAGAAGAGUUAUCAUUCCAGCUAAGAUGGGUUAUGGUUCUCAAUCUUUACCUGGUAUUCCAGCUAACUCUGAAUUAACUUUUGAUAUUAAAUUAGUUUCUUUGAAAUAA